AUGUUUAAAGUUAAGGAUCUGCUGCUCUUGCCGUCAACCUUCGAUGAUCCCAUUUUUGGAACCCAUCUGCGAUACUUCCAACGGUACGGAUAUGUGGCCUCCAAGGAUCAAAAUAGGCCUUGGCUAAGUCUCAUACGGUGCACCAUUUUGACGGCUUCAAUUUGGCUAAGCUGUGCUUUAAUGCUGGCCAGAGUGUUUCGUGGUUAUGAAAACCUCAAUGAUGGGGCCACAAGUUACGCCACCGCAGUCCAGUAUUUUGCAGUAUCCAUUGCCACCUUUAAUGCCUACGUGCAAAGAGAUAAAGUAAUAUCCCUUCUGCGCGUGGCCCAUUCGGAUAUCCAGAACCUGUUGCUCGAGGCAGAUAGCCAGGAGAUGGAACUCCUGGUCGCCACUCAGACUUAUACCCGCACCAUCACCCUGUUGAUCUGGGUGCCUUCGGUCAUUGCUGGCCUAAUGGCCUACUCGGACUGCAUCUACAGGACUCUAUUUCUGCCCAAAUCGGUUUUCAAUGUGCCUGCAGUGCGACGUGGUGAGGAGCACCCCAUUCUGCUCUUCCAGCUGUUUCCCUUCGGAGAACUUUGCGAUAACUUCGUGGUUGGAUACUUGGGUGCUUGGUAUGCUCUGGGGCUAGGGAUCACCACUAUCCCAUUGUGGCACACCUUUAUCACUUGCCUCAUGAAGUACGUAAACCUCAAGCUGCAGAUACUCAAAAAACGGGUGGAGGAGAUGGAUAUUACCCGGCUUAAUCCAAACUUGGAAAUUAAUCGUCUUACUGGCAGUGAGUUAACUUUCUGGCAAAUGCAACUCUUCAAGGAAUUUGUUAGGGAACAACUAAGGAUUCGAAAAUUUGUCCAGGAACUACAGCAACUGAUUUGCGUGCCGGUGAUGGCAGAUUUCAUUAUCUUUUCGGUUCUCAUAUGCUUUCUCUUCUUUGCCUUGACAGUUGGCGAAGUUCCAAGCAAAAUGGAUUACUUCUUCAUGUUCAUUUACCUGUUUGUGAUGGCUGGAAUUCUGUGGAUCUAUCAUUGGCAUGCCACGUUGAUUGUUGAAUGUCACGAUGAACUGAGCCUUGCUUACUUUUCUUGCGGAUGGUACAACUUCGAAAUGCCUUUGCAGAAAAUGCUCGUUUUUAUGAUGAUGCAUGCCCAAAGGCCAAUGAAGAUGCGCGCCCUGCUGGUCGAUUUGAAUCUGAGAACCUUCAUCGACAUUGGCCGUGGAGCCUACAGCUACUUCAAUUUGCUGCGUAGCUCCCACUUGUAUUAGGGGGAAAGCCUUUUCUUUAGGGCUAAUCAAAUGCCGUUGCGCCUGUCAACUCGUUUGGCUAACAUGACAGUAAACAAGCCAUGCAAUUCAUUUUGCCCGG
Molecule: messenger RNA, 1363 nt
Organism: Drosophila santomea
Lineage: Eukaryota; Metazoa; Arthropoda; Insecta; Diptera; Drosophilidae
Gene: Or56a
Product: odorant receptor 56a
Exons: 6
Coding region: 1-1263 (420 amino acids)
Biological process (GO): sensory perception of smell; detection of chemical stimulus involved in sensory perception of smell
Cellular component (GO): plasma membrane
Molecular function (GO): odorant binding; olfactory receptor activity
Source: RefSeq, a predicted model, not a curated record